AUGUUCGUAUUCAGGAUAUGGCAGGAUGUCGAUCUUCAUGGCCCUCGAGCCUGGCUCAAAUUUAUAGACCUCUCAUGGGAGCACCUCGCUGUGACUUCCCUCACCAAAUCCAUCACUUUGCAUGAUUCUGGUGCCAUUGGUGAAGCGUUUGUGCAGAUGGCAGCAAUGGACGCCAACAUCAUCAUUCUUGGUUAUCCGAACCUUGAGAGACUCAAAGUUGUCGAGUCAAAAAUUUUGAAACUGGUCUAUAACUUUCGUCACAAAGUCAUAGAGGUAGAGCUUACGCAGGAUGAGCAGUUUCUUGAUCCAGACCACACCGGCGAACACAAUGGCCAUGAUGAUUCUGAGGAAACGCUUGAUGUGGACCAGGACGAUUUCUCUGAUUUUCUGGACUACCUUAUUCUCACUCAUUGUAGCUGA
This is a messenger RNA of Melampsora larici-populina 98AG31, 420 nucleotides long. RefSeq lists its product as uncharacterized. The record is from RefSeq and is a predicted model, not a curated record. Lineage: Eukaryota; Fungi; Basidiomycota; Pucciniomycetes; Pucciniales; Melampsoraceae. The coding region runs from base 1 to 420 and encodes 139 amino acids. The transcript has a single exon.